Ascoidea rubescens DSM 1968 is the source of this 4250-nucleotide messenger RNA. RefSeq lists its product as uncharacterized. The transcript has a single exon. The coding region runs from base 227 to 4084 and encodes 1285 amino acids. Gene Ontology annotation, molecular function: protein dimerization activity. The record is from RefSeq and is a predicted model, not a curated record. Lineage: Eukaryota; Fungi; Ascomycota; Saccharomycetes; Ascoideales; Ascoideaceae.
AAAAAUUAAAAUUUUUUAUCCUUAGUCAAAUAAAAAGAAUCUCAUUAAACUCAUAACUUAUUUCCUUUUUAUUCCUUCUUUCUCCAUUUUAUAUUUCAUUCACUUCACUUUAUUUUAAUUUAUUUUAAUUUAUUUUAUCUCAUUUUUAUUUUAUAUUAUAUACAUAUCAUUCAUAAUCAUAAUCAUAAUAUUCUCUCUAAUAUCCUACUAAUCAAUACCAACACUAAUGAACCAAAUUGAUGAUUUUGGUUACAGUUUUGCUGAUGCUGAAAAACUGCUUGAACAUCUCAACAAUAACAAUAAUAAUAAUAAUUUAAACAAUCUCAAUAAUAUCAAUACCAUCAACAAUAUCAACAAUAUCACAAACAUCAACAACAUAAACCCAAAUAGCAACUCAUCUUCCACAAACAAAAAUAAUAGUCUAGUCUCAGAAUCUUCCUCUCUUACUCCCUCUGACUUUGACGAUUAUUCCUUGUCUUACAAAUCUUCCAUCUCUUCUGACAAUAUCAAUCAAUGGUCAAACUCUGACAUCCUCAAAAAUAACUACACUACCUCUGCCAACAACAAUCUUCCCAAUCUCAAUCUCAAUAACCUCAAUCUUAACGCCAUCACCUCUCUCAACGCCAUCGACUUUAACUCCCUAAAUAACUUCAACAUCUCCCAAAUGAAUAACAACAACCUACUCAACCCAAAUGAUAAAAACAACAACAUCAUCAACAACAACAACAACAUCAACAUCAACAACAUCAACAACAACAACAAUAACAUCGAGCAAAAUAAAAACCACUUUAACGACUUUUUAAAUCUCGAUUACGAUAUCAACUUAAACGCCCUCUCCAAUGAUUUCGAUUUAAACGCUGCAACUCCUCCUCCAAUGCUCAAUCACAAUAACUUAAUCAACAACACUUCAAACAACAUUAACACUAUCUCAAAUAUUGCUGCUCUCAAUAACAAUAUUCACCACUCUACUGAUAUCAACAUCAAUGAUCUUACGUUUUUCAAUAACAACCACAAUAACAACCUAAAUUCCAACUUAUUCAUGGCUUCUCCUUCUUCUAUCAGCAGCAUCAUAUCUCCCAAAUCAAAUCCUCUGCAAUUUCCAACAAACAUUGAUAUUCCUCCCUCCUCAAAUAUCAUUAAUUUUAACAACAACAAUACCUCUCCCCUAAUGAACAACUUGCCAGUUAAACAAGAAAUCUCUCAACAAUCAAACACUAACAACAUUAUUUCUGACUCUUUAUCAUCUCCUGAAAAUCUAAAUUCCCUCUUGAAUAAUAACCUAUCUUCUUUAAGCAUUCUGAACAAUGAAAAUGAUAAUAAUAAUAACAAUAAUAACAAUAAUAAUAGUGAUGAUAAUAGUAAUAAUAGUAAUAAUAAAAAUAAUAAUAAUAAUAAUAGUGAAAACAGCUCAACUCCAACUUUAAUCAACAACGAUAUUUCUCAGGAAACUUUGAAUAACAAUAACGUUAACGCUGCUAACAACGUUAACAACCUCUCCAAUUCCCCCAGCUCUAUUAGCAGCAUUAAAUCUGACCAAAUCAGAAAUGACAAGUCAAUCAAUUCAGAUCAAAAUAAAUCAGCAACGGGCAAGGUAACUAAACCUAAAAAGGAUAGAUCGUCUCACAAUAUGAUUGAAAAAAAAUACAGAACAAAUAUCAAUGCAAAAAUUAUUGCCUUGAGAGAUGCUGUCCCUGCUUUAAGAGUUACUGCUCUUGGUGCUGACGAAGUAACCUUAGCUGAAUUGGAUGGUUUAACUCCCGCUAAUAAGCUAAACAAAGCAUCCGUCUUAACCAAAGCAACUGAAUAUAUCAAACACUUGGAAAGAAAAAAUAAAAUGCUAACUAAUGAAAAUAUGAACCUAAGACACUUUAUCUCCAAUGGCACUGUAAUACAAACUCUACCGCCAAAUCACUCAACUGUUCAACCUCCUCAUCAACAAAUGUUUUUCCACUCUCAAAACAACAACCAAAUUCCAAUACAACAAAUCCAUAUUCCCUCACCCCCAAUCAUUAUUGCUCAAAGUCAACCAAACCAAACCCAACAAAUCAAUCAAUCAAUCAAUAAUAAUCCAAAUAACCCUAAUAACAACAUGCAAAACACCAUGCAAAAUAACAUUCAAAACAACAUACAAAACAACAUACAAAGUAACAUGCAAAAUAACAGUCCUAUCAUGAGUAACUCUGGUCAAACGACUCCAAAUAGCUAUAUGAUAUCAAAUAACAAUAUUAAUCUAAGUAAUCUUCCAAACAAAUUACUUAUGGGCGGUAUGGCCACUGUUAUUGGUGGAGGAUUGUUUAAUAAUGAUGGCAAUGACUUUAGAGGACUUGGUGCAUUCCCAAUUAUUAAUACCCCUCUUUUUGCUAAAUUUUUUAGCAUGCUUAAAUUUUUUAUGAUUGGUUACUCAUUUUUCAUUAUUCUCUUACCAUAUGUCGAGAAAUUUUUAAAUAACGAUGAUAAAGAUGAAAAAUCUCUAAAGCAAGUCGAAGCUCAAUCCAACUUAUCAGUUGUUGAUUCGAAAGCUUAUAUCCAAGACUUACAUGUUUGGAUCGACGCAUUGAGAGAUUUCAUCACUUGCAACAUUUUAAAAAUUGAACCAAUGGUUGAAGAUGAAGCUGAAAUUUUGAAAUUGCUAAACCAGUUGGAUAACCUUUUCCUUAAUUCCUUAUCAACUCCAUCCACCGAAAACUCAAUUGAAUCAAAUUUAAUUUUGAUUUAUUUCAAAUUAUUAAAUUGUAAUAAAUACAAAAAUUUGAGAGUUUGCUUAUAUCAAAUCCUACUUGGAAAGGUUAUUUUUAUCCAGUAUCCAUUUUUAAGUCAAUUUUUAGGAAUUAAUUUUAAUAUUAAACAAAAUUUAAAAAUCAUUGAAAAGAAAUUUUUAAAUAAAAAGACUACUAAUAAUGAUAUCAAACCAUUGUUAAAGGAAUUACCGUUUUUAGUCAAAUCAAAGACAUUAUUUCAAAGACUAUUUAAUAACUAUCACAAAUUGGAUAUUAAUACCAAUUGCUGUAAUGGAAUUCAUGAUGAUAGCUUUGAAAUUGUUGCUAAAGACAGCAUAAUUAAAAGCGAUCUAAUAUUGUUUGUUAGAGGAAUUCGCGCAAACGAAGUGUUAAGAGAAAUACUCAUAGAGUAUUUAUCUAGCAAAUUUGGAGAAGAACAUGCUGAGUAUGAUAGUGAUGAUGAAAACGAGGAGCCAAUUAAGUUGGAAGAUAUAAUACAACGAGUUGAAUUUAUCGAUGAGUUGGCACCUGAAAAGAGUAUUGUGAGUCUUCGAAUUAAAUUAUUUAAAUCCAGUUUAAAUACAGAUUACACUCAAGAAAUCAUGUCAUUAAUUCAAAAUGAACUCUGUGAAAUGAAGAAUAGUGUUGAAUUAAAUGACAAUAAAGGUUGUUUUAAACAGAUUGGAAAUUUUAGUAAACAUGAAAAAAAUUUGAAGUUUGAAAUGAGAAAUUUUGAUAAUACGAUGACAGAAUCCGAUAUGGAAGAAAUAUUUGAAGAAGAUGAAGAUAUAUAUUUUGAUAAUGAUAAUGAUAAUAAUAAUGAUGAUGAUGAUGAUGACGAUAAUAAUGGAAAUUCUAUUAUAUUGAACAAGUUUUGCAAUGGUUUAAAUAAUUUUAAUUUCAAGAAUAGUGAGAAAAUGAUUUCAUCAGAUAUUUUAAUUUCACUAACAUCAUCAUUGAUAAUAAAAUUUUCUAAAGAGAAACAAAUUGAAGAAGCCAUUGAAUUGAUAAAGUAUUUAUUAGAGCAUAUUUAUAAUUCUAAAAAAGAUGUAAGAAACGGCCAUGAAUAUAAUAAUAAUAAUGAAUAUAAUGAAUAUAAUUUUUCACUACUUUCAUUUGUUUCAAUAGUUAUUGCAUUGGAAAAGAUUUCUGAAGCUCAAGAUAACGAUGAUAGUUUAAGUGCAGCAAAUUAUUUUGCAUUGGAAGAUUUGAUUGGGUCACUUAGAAUGUGCAUUGGAAAUAAUAAUGAUAGAUAUAAUAAUGAUAUCGGAGAAUUACAGUUGUCGAUUAAGACCGAGAUAUGUGAGGAAUUAGUAAACCUAGGAAAAAAAUUCAGUGGUAUAGAUUUGAGUGUUGAAGCCUUUUGAAAUCUAUUAAUAAUAUAAUGUUUUUUUUUUGUUUAAUUAACUUUGUGAUCAUUACAUUAUUUUUUAUUACUUUUUUUAAUCAUUUUUUUUUUUGUUUAUUAUUGUUACUCCUUAUUUUUUUUGAUCUCAAAAUUUAAUUUUUCAAAAGAAUUUGUUAAGAUGUUAC